AUGCCACUCAAUAACAUCCUAGAAAUCGAAGUUUUUGAUGUAUGGGGGGUGGAUUUCAUGGGACCAUUCCCAUCCUUCUAUGCGAAUAAGUAUAUCUUUCUGGCAGUUGAUCAUGUGUCAAAAUGGGUAGAGGCUAUUGCAUCUCCUACCAAUGAUGUGCGCGUGGUUACCAAGUUCUUCAAGAAACACAUUUUUCCACGAUUUGGAAUAUCGUGGGUAUUGAUUAGUGAUGGAGGGAAACAUUUUUUUGAAAAGAGAUUCGAAGAUGUAUUAAGGAAAUAUGGGUUUUAUCAUAAGAUUGGUCUAGGCUAUCAUCCGCAAACUAGUGGCCAAGCUGAAAUCAGCAACCUAGAGAUCAAGAGCAUUUUGGAAAAGACGUCGUGCCAUGUACUAGUAGUGCUUGAACAUAGAGCAUUUUGGGCAAUCAAAGCCCUUAAUUAUGAUUUACUGCGUGCUGGUGAGAAGAGGUUGUUAGAUAUCAACAAACUUGAUGACAUACGCUUGGAUGCGUAUGAGAGUUCAAGGCUAUACAAGGAAAAGACCAAGCGAUGGCAUGACAAGGGUCUUAUCAGAAGAAGCUUUGAAGUUGGACAAUUGGUGUUAAUAUUCAACUCCCGUUUGAAGUUAUUUCCAAGGAAACUGAAGUCACGUUGGACGAGUCCAUUCAAGAUCACGAGGGUAUUCCCCUAUGGUUCCAUCGAGCUGUCAAAUGCGAAAGGGGAAACAUUCAAGGUGAAUGGACAACGUGUCAAACACUAUCGUGCAGUUGAGCCUUUAGCGAGGCUAGUGGUAAUGUCGCUGGAGCCCCCAUGUGUUCUCAAUGAAUAA
This is a messenger RNA of Amaranthus tricolor (Joseph's coat), 828 nucleotides long. RefSeq lists its product as uncharacterized. Gene Ontology annotation, molecular function: nucleic acid binding. Bases 1 to 828 code for a protein of 275 amino acids. The transcript is spliced from 2 exons. The record is from RefSeq and is a predicted model, not a curated record. Gene Ontology annotation, biological process: DNA integration. NCBI's taxonomy places the organism in Eukaryota, Viridiplantae, Streptophyta, Magnoliopsida, Caryophyllales, Amaranthaceae.